AGUUGCAUUAUUUUCCUGGAUUCUCCCUCUGUCUACAUGCCCUUCUUUUGCAGCGCUGCUGUUCCAGGGUUUGAGUCAUUGAGCUGGAGGCUGGACUGAUCCCAGAAUACACUGUGAGUUCGAGCUGACAGCAGCAGCUGGAAAUGGCUGAAGUGAGCAGCAGCCUCCUGGAGCAACUCAAAUCCUGCAUCGUCUGGUCCUGGACCUACUUGUGGACGCUGUGGUUUUUCCUGAUGCUUUUUCUAGUUUACAUCCUGCGGGUUCCUCUGAAAAUCAACGACAAUCUGAGUACAGUGAGUAUGUUUUUGAAUACAUUAACCCCCAAAUUCUACGUUGCUCUGACAGGCACAUCAUCUUUGAUCUCCGGGCUUAUUUUGAUAUUUGAAUGGUGGUAUUUUCGAAAGUAUGGAACAUCAUUUAUUGAGCAAGUUUCAGUCAGCCACUUACGACCAUUGCUUGGUGGGGUGGACAAUACUGCCCCCAGCAACUCCACCUCCAAUAAUGGAGAUACUGAUUCCAACAGGCAAAGUGUAUCAGAAUGCAAGGUAUGGCGUAAUCCACUAAAUUUAUUUAGAGGAGCAGAAUACAAUCGGUAUACGUGGGUAACAGGAAGAGAGCCUCUGACAUAUUAUGAUAUGAAUCUUUCUGCACAAGAUCAUCAGACCUUCUUCACUUGUGAGACCGACCACUUACGGCCUGCAGACGCUAGUAAGAAGGACUUAAUGCAGAAAGCUUGGAGAGAGAGGAACCCGCAAGCAAGAAUUUCAGCAGCGCAUGAAGCCUUAGAAUUAAAUGAGAUAUUUUACCAUUGGCGUCCACUGCUACAGCCGCUGCAAGCAAAAAGAAGGACCCAAAAUGGAAUAAACUUCACAAUGUGUGCCACCGCCUACAUUCUUUUGGCUGAAGAGGAAGCUACUACCAUUGUGGAAGCAGAAAGGCUUUUUAAACAGGCACUAAAAGCAGGGGAGGUUUGUUACAGACGUAGUCAACAACUGCAGCACCACGGAGCUCAGUAUGAAGCACAGCACAGGAGGGACACAAAUGUGUUAGUUUACAUUAAAAGAAGAUUGGCAAUGUGUUCGAGAAAACUGGGAAGGACAAGAGAAGCAGUAAAGAUGAUGCGGGAUUUGAUGAAGGAGUUCCCUCUUCUCAGUAUGUUCAACAUCCAUGAAAAUUUACUGGAGGCACUUUUAGAGCUACAGGCCUAUGCUGAUGUGCAAGCAGUUUUAGCCAAAUAUGAUGAUAUUAGCUUACCAAAGUCAGCAACAAUAUGUUACACAGCGGCACUACUUAAAGCAAGAGCAGUCUCUGACAAAUUCUCACCAGAGGCUGCCUCCAGGCGAGGGCUGAGUACUGCAGAGAUGAAUGCUGUAGAAGCAAUACACAGGGCAGUAGAAUUUAACCCACAUGUACCCAAAUAUUUAUUAGAAAUGAAAAGUUUAAUACUGCCACCAGAACAUAUUUUGAAGAGAGGGGACAGUGAAGCAAUAGCAUAUGCAUUCUUCCAUCUUCAACACUGGAAACGGGUAGAAGGAGCUCUCAACCUAUUACAUUGUACCUGGGAGGGAACUUUCCGAAUGAUCCCCUAUCCCUUGGAAAAAGGUCAUCUUUUUUAUCCAUAUCCAAUCUGCACAGAGACUGCAGACAGAGAACUGCUUCCAUCGUUUCAUGAAGUUUCAGUGUAUCCCAAGAAGGAGCUGCCAUUCUUCAUCCUCUUCACAGCCGGCCUGUGCUCCUUCACCGCCAUGUUGGCGCUCCUCACACAUCAGUUUCCAGAGCUCAUGGGCGUCUUUGCAAAAGCUUUUCUCAGUACACUGUUUGCUCCAUUAAAUUUUGUGAUGGAAAAGGUUGAAAGCAUUUUACCUUCUAGCCUGUGGCAUCAAUUGACACGGAUCUGAGAAGAAAGGAGCUGUAAUAGACUGACUUACCAUGACACCUGUGCCAAGCUCACAUCUUGCAGAGUGCAAAACAGCAUGAAAAAAGGAUGGAAAUCUGUGACUUUAAGACUCUAUAUGCUAUGUUUUGUUCUUAUGUGAACAUGUUUUCUGUUGUACCAAACAAAGUUGUUGUUGUUUUAUUUUAUUAUUUUGCCGUUAGCAAAAUUCUACAAAAAUGAACAAAAAAGGUCCCAAAAAUAAAGUUUAAAUUUUGUGUAA
Carcharodon carcharias (great white shark) is the source of this 2156-nucleotide messenger RNA. Its product is annotated as suppressor of tumorigenicity 7 protein homolog. The record is from RefSeq and is a predicted model, not a curated record. NCBI's taxonomy places the organism in Eukaryota, Metazoa, Chordata, Chondrichthyes, Lamniformes, Lamnidae. The transcript has 16 exons. Bases 144 to 1898 code for a protein of 584 amino acids.